UCCUCAUUCCGCGACGGUCUCUUGUUCGAGGUGGACGAUACCCUGGAACUCCUCACUACACUUAACCGACCGACCGACUGAAGUUCUUUCGAGACUUUGUGACUGACUUGUAUUUAAUUUUAGGUGAAGUUUGGAAGAAGAAGAAGAAGAAAAGGAAUCAUGAUGAGUCGACUGGCCUUCGUAGUAACCGCCUCCCUGUGCCUCGGUCUCCUCCUCUUCACGCCCUCUGCGGAGGCACAGCAAGAAGUACACGCCGUCCAGCAAAAUCCACAGUCUCAGGGAUUCCUGGAGAGGAUCAUGACGGAUUACGUCUACCCAAUCCGGGAUUACGACUGGAGGGGUAUGGUGCGGCGUCUGCUGAACGGCGUCAUGGAUUACUUGGCCCCAGACGCUAAGGAGCCUAAGGUCGGGGGACCCUACGGCCAUCCUGCUCAGGAGCGGACAGGUGCUUUCGUGAGGAGUGUACUCUCCCGAGCCGUCCAUUACGUGGAGUCUCUAUUGGAUUGAAACUCCCCUCCCAUAAACAGACUCGUCAGGGGCUUUCUUUCUGUAGCCUAGGCCUCUAUGGUAUGAGUUCCCCUAUAUUUAAACAGAUAUGGUACAGCCUCUACACACACUCACCCAUGUAUACGCGCAGUGUUGUCAUAGGAUGUCAUUUGUUCCAAGAUGGGACAGUGUUUCUAUACAUGAGCUUGCGUAUGCUCAGUUGCUUAUAAGACCUGUAAAUCAACUUAUAUACUCUGCCAUACUCAGAAAAAUUACCCCAGUCUUGAGGGUCCAAUGAAUAGCACCACUUAAAAGAUACAAUUAAUCUUUCUUCAAUUCAGAUAGCCACAAAACUCCAAAGUUGUAACGUGAAAUGCUUCAUUUAAAGAUUCAUUAAAGUCUGUUGUCAAUCACACAGAUCAUGAGACAUCUGGAGAUGGCCGCAGAAGCUUUGAUCUAGAACCUUUUCUGAGGAUGGUAACAGGACAGGACUUUGCAUUUGCAGACACAGGGACCUGCAGCGUUUUAACUGAUUCUAACAUAACCUUUCGCAACUUCCUUCAUUGCUACAUUGCUCUAAGAGACACUUACUUCAGCUGCAUUUCUCAAAUGGUAGCUUUCUUCAUUCCAAUAUCAUCCAUUUUCUUGCUAGUGAUGGGCCUGAAACCUCUUGACUAUCAUCAUAUGGUUUGUGGAAAACACUUCAGUCUCCUCUGACAGCAUGGCACCUUUUGGUAAUUGUGAACUUGGUUUCUGGGGUACAAGAUUCAACGGCACUGAUGUUUCAAAGCUAUGGAAAUGGAAUCACACAUGUGAGUUUGGUUGUUGUGUUGUCAAGUGAUACUCAAACAAUGUUGAAUAAUGUGUUAGCUGACCUGUCUAUACAUGAAUUGGCACAUUCUUUUAGGCUUUCAGAAAUCCUAUGGUUGCACCUUUAAAAAUUUCCAAUUAAAAUAUGCCUGUGGCUGUUAAUGUCAGUUGAUUUAUGAAUUCAACACUAACUAUAUUCUACAUUAUUCUUCAGAAAUAUCUUCUGAAGCUAUCUAUAGCAUAAGAUUGCCCAUAAUUAACACUUGGUUUUAUUUUUCACAUAUUUUUCCCAUUGUCUGUAUUUGUGGGCGUUGCAGACUGACAUCCCAAAAGGUGAGGUGAACACUGAAGAUAGUAAUGGUAUUGGUAGGGCUCUUGGGUACUUUGUAAGUGAGUGGGUCUUCCAGAGAGCUAGAAACUUCAUGGAAGCCACUGCAAGUCCUGUAGAUAUGCCAAACGAUGUGCCUUUACCCGACGAAAGUUCGGAGAAGUGGAUUCCAGUGUUAACACUGAACACCCAUGUCAGCCCCUCCGUUGCAGUGUAUUCCUGGGUGUACUGGAGUUUUUUUAUAGCUUUUACCAUCUUCAGCAUCCUUGGUGCCAUUUUGCCAAGACUGAAGAACCCACCAAAACCAGCUGAAGAGAUGAACCCUGACUCAGAUGAAAUGCCUGAAAUGAUGACGCAACCAGAAAUGAAGGGGACAGAAGAGAGCUAUCAAACAAGUACCGAUUCAGAUUUAAUGGGUAGCUACAAAGCAGAUGGUUACCAGAUGAACAUUCCCAUGACCCAUUUUAUGAGCAGUUACAGUCAGAUGACUGAAGGCUCUGAAACAGGAGUAUCUUACCAGCCAAGCAUCUUUUAUCUACCACAGGGAAACUACCCGACCAGAACACAUUUCCAAGUGACUCAGAUUAGAUAGAUGACACGAUGCAAAAUAUAUCCCUAAAGGAACUUCCAAAUCACAUUGAGCUCAUGUGACAUGCAACUAAAAGGGUUAACACCUUGUAAGUGUGAUCCGUAUUACUUUGCAUGGUAAUGAUAAGAGUGCCAUCUGCUUGCGUCGUAGAACUUUAGAUACCUGAGUGGCAUUGUCUCCAAGCUUUCAAGUACUUACCAUCUUGGUAGUACCAGUUAAUUUGUAUUGAUGAAGUGUGGUAGUCUUCCUAAUCUGUUUGUGUAGCUGUUAUUGAGUUCAGAACUCUGUAAAUAUAAAUUGUUUUUGGUGUUGAUGGCUUCAAACCCUAAAGAUUGUAAAUAUAACUCCCUUCUGCUACCUGAUACAGGCUUGUUAGUUGUAUAGCAUUCAGUGGUACCUAAAUCUGUUGGCAUAAAUUGUAGAUACCUCUAAUCUACAUGCAUUUCUGUGUAUAUAUUUGUUUCAGGCAUUCUUCUAUGAAUUUUGUCUUUGGUUAUUUAUUUGUUGUUUGUUUUUUUAAUUUUUUAAUAAAAUCUUUAACAUAUCUGUUGAUGCCUUUGCUUUGUGGCAUCUCUUAAAAUUUUAGCCAUCUCUGAUUCUUAUACCUUCCAUUGAGUUUCAGUCUAAUUCGUUUGUAGAGGGAAGUCACUCCUAAUUCUUUCUUGUCAGUGGGUACCCUUUGCUAAAUUGUGAACCUUGCUUCUAUCAGAAGCAAAAUCAUUCUUAAUUCAGAAUAAAAAUAAAUUGAAGAAAAGUCAUGCUUCAGAGUUUGGUUGGUAUUGUAUCAGAGGUUGGUUUAUUUGAAUGAGUGAGAGAUGUUGAGUAGGCAAACUUUUUUCAUGUGUGAGUGAAGUUGUCUCAGUGUGUGUCUAGGUGAUAUAAUCUGGCAUUUCUUUAUUGGUUUUCAGCUGUAGUCCUCUUGCAGAUACUGUGACUCAUGGGGUUUUGGUACCUAACAACUAAACAUUUGAUGUGUAGAUACUUUUAACAUUUUACCAGUUCCCUUCAGUUUCUCAAAAUUUCCAUUGGAGCAAUGUACAAAUCAUAAUCGCUUUUACUAACCACUUAUUUUUCCUUUCCACGCCCUACCCCUUCUGUAUGUGUCUGUGGGAUUUGCAGAAUGGCACCCAAAGUCCAGAAACUAACAGUCAAGAUAGCAAAGAUGUGGCCAGGGCUUUUGGGUACUCUUUGGCUGACUGGAUCUCUCAACGCACGAGGAGUUUCAUAGAAGCUCUUCGCAUAAGAGGUGCCUCCGAGAACCAGCCUCUUCAUACGGAAGGUCAAAAUGGAGAGACGGCGAGAGUUAUCUCGCUGAAUAGCAACGUCCCUGCCAACACUGCACAGUAUUCUCUUUUGUUCUUGUUCAUUUUAACCUGCUACAGCCUUUUCAGCACCUUUGGUGCCAUUUUGGCAAUAUACAAGUUCCCGCCUAAGACGGUCGAAGAUGUAGUACUUCCUGAAUCCAUGACAGUGCCGGAGAUGUCAUACCUCCCUGGAAUAGUGGAUCCAAAAGAGGGUUACCAUAUGAGUGCUGGUUCCAACAACAUCCAGGUUGUAGAUCAUACCAGCAGUUACAGUCACAUAGGAGACGGCUAUGAAGCGAGCAGCCAGUUUGAGCAAAAUUUCAAUUAUCGACCAAAGGGGGAUUUAUCAGACCAAAAGUAAUGUUCAAGUGGACUCAGUUCAGCAGGAGAAAUCUAACGCCGGUUCUCAGAGAACCUUCUAGUGCAGCAGGAAACUUAGAUGGUAGACCCUCAGUAAGUGUAAUGAUUAGAGUACCAUCUUGUUCUUGUUUUGUAAUGUGUUAAAUAACAUAGUUGACGUUAAUUAAUAAGUAGUUAUUUUAAAAUAACUUCCGUGAUAUUAAAAAAAUUAGGUAUGGCAGUACAUUUUUAUACAUAUUUUUCAUAGUAUUUGUACCUUAAGUGAACCUGUAAAUCGCUGUAGUGUAUAAGUUGUUCAAGUGUGUGUAGUUCUUUAUAGGCUUUCUGCCCCUGUUGUUUUUGUUAUAUAUAUAUAUAUUUAUUAGUUAUUUAUUUGUCAUAAUUGUUAAUAUAUUUAUAAGCAUUUUGAUAAUAAAUUGCACGUAAAACUU
This is a messenger RNA of Macrobrachium nipponense, 4308 nucleotides long. RefSeq lists its product as uncharacterized. The coding region runs from base 160 to 507 and encodes 115 amino acids. The transcript has 4 exons. The record is from RefSeq and is a predicted model, not a curated record. Lineage: Eukaryota; Metazoa; Arthropoda; Malacostraca; Decapoda; Palaemonidae.